AUAAAUUGGUAAACCAAUGAGAAACGCGUUCACGAUAAAUGAAAGAUUUGAUCAAAAGCCGGACAGCUAAAAUCUACAACUAUGAUCUCGUGUGAAUAUGACAAAGCCGGCCAAAUAUAACACACUGGAGUGUACCGCCAGUUGCCAUUUUUUACUACAAGCCCUAAAUUAAUUCAUACCGAUACGGAGUUCGCCCAUAUAGUUUUUAUAUUUGCCGUGUUUCAUUACAAAAAAAACCAAUAUAAGCCCGAUAGUUGACUCGUUACGGCAUCGCAAGAUUUUCAAAAACGGUGUGUAACUUACACACUGAGAUAGAAUGUACCAGUUCGACUCUGCAUACGAUCAGGAGGUUCCACACAUGUACCCGAAGCUCUCUUCAAGACCCACUCACGUCGAACGAAAAUCUUGUAGUCCCGUUGAGCGUAUUCGCGGACAGGGUGAAAAUUUGUCUCUAGACUCGCAAGAAUUAUUUCAAGAUUUGUGCCAAAUGCAAGAACACUGGAUGAUUGAAGCCCGGCCAUACCAGCCAAGUACGACAGACGAGCAAUUUGUCCCAGAAAUCGAAGGGAACUCGACUUCUUCGAAAGAAGGCUGCUAUGCCACACACAUUAAAGCAGAGCCGAGGGAGCGCGCCUGUCAACAGACUGAACACUAUCGCCGAGGAACACUCAAGAACACAAAUAAGAUGGACAAGGCCAGCGACAACUCUUCCUACAUGAGAAUGAUCAGUGAAAGCCAUGCUUCAAGCAGUUCCCCUUUAGUAUACACCUGCUCAGCUCAGCCAUCGGGUUUUCACUGUAUGAAGGGCUACAGACAGUUAGCGUACGACAGCACGCCUUUCGAUUCAUCGCAAGCUCCUAGCUAUCCUUCCAUCAAGCAGGAACCUAUCGAUUACACGACAUGCGAGAAUCCCUACGACCAAGAACGUUUACAAAGUCUCGCGUCGUUUCAUCAUCAGGUGCAUCAACAGGCCGAGUGUUAUGGCCUCCAAACAUCUUCAACAGAGGCUGCAGUUUAUGAUCCAAGUGUUCAUUCCUUUUACGACGAACCUUUGCCGUACGCAGAGAGAUAUCAUAAAUACACCGACUUCAAAGAACACAAGCCAACUUAUAGGGACGGUCCUGAGUUUAAAGUUCCGAACGGUGUCACAUAUCCAGAACCCAGGGCCUUCCAAAGACGGGGUUCAUUGCAACUGUGGCAGUUCCUUGUGGCUCUUUUGGACGAGCCUGAAUGUUCCUCGUUUAUCGCUUGGACGGGGCGUGGCAUGGAGUUCAAACUCAUUGACCCUGAAGAAGUAGCUCGUCGAUGGGGAAUUCAGAAAAACCGUCCUGCCAUGAACUACGACAAACUGAGCCGUUCUCUUCGUUAUUACUACGAGAAAGGAAUUAUGCAGAAAGUAGCUGGCGAACGUUAUGUCUACAAAUUUGUGUGCAGUCCUGAGGCCCUCUUCAGCAUGGCAUUUCCUGAUUCACAGAAACCUUACAUCAAGCCAGAGUGUCGGGAGCCAAAGCCUGUGAGCCCGCACGCACCUCAGCAGCUUCUUCCUAUGCCAAAAGAAUCAUAUCCCAAGCCACCCUUUCCUCAACAGCACUUUGUCAACCCCUCAGCCAGUUGUUAUCAAGCAGAGUGGGACCUGGACACUACAUGUGUAUACUAGGCUUAUGAGCUUCAAACAAACAAAAAAACAAUGAUAACGAAGCAGCUGUAAGUUUUGCAAUGAAAAGUUAAAUAUUGUAUCAUGACAAAAAUCAUACUUUGCAGAAUGAUUUGGCAAUGCAGUGAUAUGGAAUAUCACGUAGCUUUUCGAAUGAUUCCUUCGCAUAUUUUAUGACUCCUUCUGGCCAAUAUAAUUUGAGCCUAUUCUUAUACAUGACCAGCAAGGAAUAAUCGAAGAAAAGAAAAAUUGACCUUGAACCGCCGCUGCUAUUGUUAUUGACGAAAAUCCAGGAUCGAAAAAGGAAUGCCAUGGGCUAUACGCACCACGUGAUAUUUUGUAUGCAAAGCCGGCCGGCCUUUGUAAAGUUAGAGUGUCAAUAAAAACCAAAUAUAUGAAAAUAUGUGGAUACGAUCUAUUCCAGCGUAAGAUUGUUGGAGUACUCGUGUUUUGUCUAUAGAUGUAAGAAAAAACAUUAUAUCAAUAACAUUAUUGUUUAUAAGAUGUAAAAUACAUUUUGACUGAAUAUCUAUGAAAUUAAAUUUGUAAUAUUUCUGAGGCAACUUGAGAGCUCAAUAAAAAGAUGACAAAAUGAAAAA
Messenger RNA from Pocillopora damicornis (cauliflower coral), 2253 nucleotides. RefSeq names its product ETS translocation variant 1. Gene Ontology annotation, biological process: regulation of transcription by RNA polymerase II; cell differentiation. Gene Ontology annotation, cellular component: nucleus. NCBI's taxonomy places the organism in Eukaryota, Metazoa, Cnidaria, Anthozoa, Scleractinia, Pocilloporidae. Gene Ontology annotation, molecular function: sequence-specific DNA binding; DNA-binding transcription factor activity, RNA polymerase II-specific. The record is from RefSeq and is a predicted model, not a curated record.